AUCCAAUACUGCAACAACUCCGCUAGGUUGUUUCUACGCCUUGCGCCAUCGAUAGGUCCUCGGUUCGCAGCAUCGAUCAGGACGAGUUAGACUUGACGUCAUGAGGUGGGUUGACCAACUGGAAGACGGCUCGUCCCGCGCCCGUGCUAGAUAAACUGCCUUGUACUGAUAACAUGGAGACUUUUCUCAUGUUCUUACAGCAUCUCACGGUCCAUUUCCAACAUGUCGUCUAAUGAGAAGCCAAUAGUGUUCCACUACGACGGCUCGAUCUUCUCUCACCGAGUGCUAUGGUAUCUUUGGCUUCGCGGUAUACCUUAUGACGAAUGUAUUCAACCUGCAUUCAUGCCACGUCCAGACCUUGAACUCAUUGGCGUUGGCUAUCGAAAGAUCCCUAUCAUGGCUGUUGGAAAAGAUGUAUAUUGCGAUUCCCGGCUGAUUAUCUCCACGCUAGAGUCCUUGUACCCUAACAAUGCCCUUUCGCCCUCGACGCCAGCCGACGUUGGUAUCAGGAAACUUUUCGAGAGCUGGACUAUCGAUGGCGGUAUCUUUGCCAAUGCUGUCAAGAUGAUGCCAUAUUGGCAGGAAGCAAGCUUUCUUUCGAAUGAAGCAUUCGUCGAUGAUCGCCAGAAGCUCAUGGGAAGUCGAUUUACUGCCCAAGGAAUGCAGGCUGGGCGACCGGAAGGCGCGCAGCACUUACAGCAAGCUUUCGAUAUGCUUGAGACUAAUUUCCUCGCGGACGGCAGAGAUUGGAUCCUAAACACACAGGAGCCGUCGCUAGCAGACAUCGAUGCUGUCUGGCCGUUCAAAUGGUUGAUGUCGGACCCAAAGAUGAAAGACAGCCUUCCCGCGGAGCACUUCAAUGCUAAGAAGUAUCCGAAUGUGUUUGCGUGGGUGAAGAGAUUCGUUACACAGCUGAAUGAGAAGAAAGAGACACUGCCAAAGCCGAAUGCGCUCGACGGGGAAACAAUGGGCAAGCGAACUCUUGACGCCACCACCGCACCAGUAACCAUUACUUUCGACGAUGACAAUUCUCACGGGUUCAAACAAGGCGAAGACGUUGAAAUCUCACCUUCAGACUACGGACAAACGGGUAAGACUGCCGGAACGCUAGUUGGUCUCACAGAACAUGAAGUUGUUAUCCGAAAUAGCAAAGGCAUACAUGUGCACUUUCCGCGAUGGAAUUUUGCCAUUUCCAGAGCUGCUUCAAAGUCUAAGAUCUAGAUUGCGCAAGCUAAGAGUAUCGUAGUUCGCGAUUGUAGCAGUCGUCAUAUAUUUUGAUCUCUUCCGUGAAUAUACAGUGUUUGCUUAUUGUCACCUCG
Alternaria alternata is the source of this 1319-nucleotide messenger RNA. RefSeq lists its product as hypothetical. NCBI's taxonomy places the organism in Eukaryota, Fungi, Ascomycota, Dothideomycetes, Pleosporales, Pleosporaceae. The record is from RefSeq and is a predicted model, not a curated record. The transcript is spliced from 2 exons. Bases 223 to 1221 code for a protein of 332 amino acids.